AUGAUGUUCUUCGUCCAGCCGGAUUGCCCCUCCAGAUUCGCCCACCAAGACGAGCAUCGCAUCAGAGGCCUCAACGCCGAGACCAUGGCCCGCGUCUUCCUGCCUCCUCCGUCGUGGUUGCUCACUGCGGAAUAUGCGCCUCUCCGAUCGGAUACCGACGACUCCGCGACAUCCAUCUUCUUCAGCCUCAAUCUCUCAAUUUACAAUCAGCCAGUUGUCGCCUCCGAAUGGACCGAAGAGUGGUUUUUCAUGAAUGGCCGCGUCCAUCCCUACGCCCUUGCGUGGGAGGUCGAGCAACGAGACGGUCUUGAGUCUGACGCCGGAGGCAUCCUUCUCUACACUAUGCCCGCCCUUAUCAUCCGCGACCAAGGCUACCAGCCCGUUCUUCCUAGGCUCUUUGCCUCCAUGGACAGCUUCCCCCGUAUCCCCCCCAUCGUUUCCUUCACCGGGCUCAUUGUUGGCCCCGGCCACUCCCUGCUACGACAGGACCUUCUGCCAGGUCUGGACGCCACCCAGCUGAGGUGCUGCGGCUUCCUCCAGCUUUCGACCUAUAUCACUCCCGGGAUCCCUGACAAGAUCCCUCUCAGGGGCUUCCACCCGUUUCAGGUCUUCGUCAUCUUCCCCAUCCGCGCCAACCCGUGGGCCAUCCUUUGCAAGAAGAUGGCCGAGAGGCGGGACUCUCAAUUUCAGACUAAUAUCUCCUUCACCUGCACGGGCAAGGUCGCUGGCCUCCUCGAUCACCGCGUCAUGGUCCACCAGCCGAGCUCCGACAGAGACUACGUCUUCAUCGUCGUCCCGGAUUCUUGGACUUUUCUCGACAAGACCGCCACCACCGCAGCCGCGAUGCCCGCGCUGCCUCUUUCUCUGUCGCUACACCUGGCGCCCUCCGCCGAGUCCUCCGCCUUCGGCUUCGACUUCGGCUUCGGCCGAUCCCGUUACACCGCUGCAGAAGCGUCCUUGUCCCGAGCCCGCCGACACGCCAACGAAGAAACCGCGCCUGUUGCAGCUGGCCUCAAAACCUUCCUCAUCGGCCGCCACUGGAAGCUCUGCCACUCAAUCGUUCUCGCUUUCCGCUGCCUCUUCUUCCUUCGAGCCGGAGACGAUGAGACAGAGUCCUGCCUCGGGAACCGUCUUGGGACCCGCCGUUGA
Hirsutella rhossiliensis is the source of this 1149-nucleotide messenger RNA. RefSeq lists its product as uncharacterized. The record is from RefSeq and is a predicted model, not a curated record. The transcript is spliced from 3 exons. The coding region runs from base 1 to 1149 and encodes 382 amino acids. Lineage: Eukaryota; Fungi; Ascomycota; Sordariomycetes; Hypocreales; Ophiocordycipitaceae.